Molecule: messenger RNA, 3029 nt
Organism: Jaculus jaculus (lesser Egyptian jerboa)
Lineage: Eukaryota; Metazoa; Chordata; Mammalia; Rodentia; Dipodidae
Gene: Arhgap1
Product: Rho GTPase activating protein 1
Exons: 13
Coding region: 173-1492 (439 amino acids)
Biological process (GO): negative regulation of endocytic recycling; small GTPase-mediated signal transduction
Cellular component (GO): cytoplasm
Molecular function (GO): GTPase activator activity
Source: RefSeq, a predicted model, not a curated record
GUAGGUUGGAGGUGUGGCGGAAGUGACUGGGGAGUGAGGAGCCCCCCCCCAAGGGGGCGGUUCCCUUUUCCAUCGCAGGACCGGAUGUUUGCCGAGCUUUGACAGGCGUGGUCGGAGGGAGCGGCGGGGCGCGGUUUCUCUUAAGGCUCUGCUGCAGGGAACAGAAUUGGCCAUGGAUCCACUCUCAGAACUGCAGGACGACAUGACUCUUGAUGAUACCAGCCAGGCUCUGAACCAGCUGAAGUUGGCCUCCAUCGAUGAGAAGAAUUGGCCCUCUGAUGAAAUGCCAGACUUCCCCAAGUCAGAUGAUUCCAAAAGCAGUUCGCCAGAACCUGUCACACACCUGAAGUGGGAUGACCCUUACUACGACAUUGCCCGACACCAGAUUGUGGAGGUGGCAGGUGACGACAAGUAUGGGCGGAAGAUCAUUGUAUUUAGUGCUUGUCGAAUGCCCCCUAGCCACCAGCUGGACCACAGCAAGCUCCUGGGGUACCUGAAGCACACACUGGACCAGUAUGUGGAGAGUGACUACACACUGCUCUACCUACACCAUGGCCUGACCAGUGACAACAAGCCCUCACUCAGCUGGCUGCGGGAUGCCUACCGAGAGUUUGACCGCAAGUACAAGAAGAAUAUCAAGGCCCUGUACAUUGUGCACCCGACCAUGUUCAUCAAAACCCUGCUCAUUCUCUUCAAGCCCCUCAUCAGCUUCAAGUUUGGGCGGAAGAUCUUCUACGUGAAUUAUCUGAGUGAGUUGAGUGAGCACGUGAAGCUGGAGCAGCUGGGGAUCCCUCGCCAAGUGCUCAAGUAUGACGACUUCCUCAAAUCCACUCAGAAGAGCCCCGCGACAGCCCCCAAGCCCAUGCCACCACGACCCCCCUUGCCCAACCAGCAGUUUGGAGUGUCACUGCAACACCUCCAAGAGAAGCACCCAGAGCAGGAUCCCAUUCCUAUUGUGCUUAGAGAGACCGUUGCCUACUUGCAGGCCCACGCUCUCACCACUGAGGGCAUCUUCCGGAGGUCGGCCAACACCCAGGUUGUACGGGAAGUGCAACAGAAGUACAACAUGGGGCUGCCAGUGGACUUCGACCAAUACAAUGAGCUGCACCUGCCGGCAGUCAUCCUCAAGACCUUCCUCCGGGAGCUUCCUGAGCCCUUGCUAACCUUUGACCUCUACCCCCAUGUGGUGGGCUUCCUCAAUAUUGAUGAGAGCCAGAGAGUGGAGGCAACACAGCAGGCCCUGCAGACACUGCCAGAGGAGAACUACCAGGUGCUUCAUUUCCUGACUGCCUUCCUGGUACAGAUUUCUGCCCACUGUGACCAGAACAAGAUGACCAACACUAACCUAGCUGUAGUCUUUGGCCCUAACCUGCUGUGGGCCAAGGAUGCUGCUAUCACCCUCAAAGCCAUUAAUCCCAUCAACACCUUCACCAAGUUCCUCCUGGAUCAUCAAGAGGAGUUGUUCCCAAGGCCUGACUCCAAAGAGCUCUGAGCCUAGCAGCUUCUCUAUCAGCCCCAGUUGGACUCUUACUCGUGGCAUCAGCUUCAUAGGAGCCUGGGGCUGCUGCCUGAGAAGGGGUCCUGAAGCCCCAGGAGGUGGAAGCUGGAGCCUACUGACUGGGCAGCCCCUCCUCUCCCUCUGUCCAGUCCACCUCACCAGCCCUGGAGGCCUCUCUCUGACCAGAAGACACUUUCUUCGCCUUACUCUUCUCACUGCCUCUCCAUAGCUGGGCUUAGCUCUUCUAGCUGGAGGACUGAGUGAGCCCAGUAACCCCUUUUCCUGCUUUUUUUCUGCCUCUGUUUCCUUGGCAACCAUGGAUGAUUAAAUCACUGCUGGCUGGGCUGGUAGCUGAGGCUGGUCCUCUCCUUCCUAAUUGCUGGGAAUGGACAGCUGAUCUCCUUUGCUUGGCCUGGUCGCUGCGCCCAGGUGCCUCCUCUGCUGAUCAGUUGUCCAGCUUUUUGGAAGUCCUGCCUCGUAUUGACCUGGAUGCAAGUAUCCUAUUCCUGUCUUCUCUGCUAGCAGCUCAACCUUGGUAAUUCUGCAGCCCAGGAAUGACAAGGCUAGAGUCAUCUUAUCACUUCUGCCUCUGAGACUGCUUCUUCCAAGUGGUACUCUCCCCUGGGGAUCCUGGUCCUCUAUUUCUGCCAUGACUGGCAGCUUGGAUGACAAGACUCAGAAUCCCAGCAUCCACUGAAUGGCUCCCUCCACUUCCUGGAAGAGUCUAGUGUCAGGUGGGAUCAGUGACCACAGUCCUCCAUGCCUGCCUGCCUUGUGUUCUCGUGCUCUGGUGGAUCUUCCUGUUGUGGAGUCACUCUGCUCUGGCCAGAGGUGACUCAGUGUGUCAAGAUCCAUGAUGGUUCUCACUCUAGCCUAGCAACUCUUGAAGUUUACGAGUUUAGAGUUCUGUGGGAAGGGCAGAGAUUAUGCUAGUAGUUCAACCCCUGCCUGAUGGGUUCUUGAAACUGCCUAAGGGAUUAUGGGAGUGCCUGAGCCCUGCUGCCUUUGAGAAAGCCUGGGCCCCAGUGAUGGCUGAUACCCAUCAUUCUGCUCCUCCCUGAUGAACCCAGAGGACCUUUUCCUACAGCCUUGUCACCUGGUACUAGGGAAGUACCUGCAGUGACCUUGCCCCCACAAGACAGCUCCAGAACCAGGAGUGUGGAGAGUCUGCAGUGACCAUCUCCGAGAUGAGGCUGGGCAGGCCUCACUGGGCUUUCUCCCAGGUCACUGAUAUGUCAGGCUUCUCCGCACCUAGAGCGGCUGCUGGUUGUCAGUCCCUGCUCUCUAGCCUGGCCCAGCUUGGGCCGCUCAGCUUUUGCCCCUCUUUGUGUAUCAAGUGUUGUUCCCACCCCAUUUGCUGGGGAGCAUUUUGGAUCUAGUCUUUUUCCUGCCCCCUACCUUGUUAGUCUGUACUGGGGGCACUUGUACUGUGAAUCAAGUAUUCACAUUCACACUUAAUAACUUCCUUGACACCAAUCAUGUAUUUCACCGUUUGCACUUUUUGUAUUUCAAUAAAAACAGAAAUGGAAAA